Messenger RNA from Carassius gibelio (silver crucian carp), 4179 nucleotides. RefSeq names its product E3 ubiquitin-protein ligase LRSAM1. The record is from RefSeq and is a predicted model, not a curated record. Lineage: Eukaryota; Metazoa; Chordata; Actinopteri; Cypriniformes; Cyprinidae. Bases 273 to 2438 code for a protein of 721 amino acids. The transcript has 25 exons. Gene Ontology annotation, molecular function: protein binding.
GUGUGUGUGUGUGUGUGUGUGUGUGUGUGUGUGUGUGUGUGUGUGUGUGUGCUGCUAGAGACGGAGUAUGCUAGGUAACACGGACCAUAAAUUGAUAUUGAAACAUUUCCAGGAGCUCAUGUUUUGAAAAAAUAAUUUUGCCAGUUUAGCGUUUAAUCGCGUACACUCGUCUUUUCGCGCAAGUCAGUGUCACACAAGUGUCACACUAACAUUCAGUGGCUUCUGUGGAUGUUUGGUUUUGACUAGACAAACAAAAUCUAACUGGCUUCAGGAUGUUUCUGUUCUCCAAAAAGAAGAAACCCAGCGAGGAAGCCAUAAAACGCCUGCAGUACCAGCUGUGCUUGGCCAAAGAAGCAGGUGCUGAUGAUAUUCUGGACAUUUCUGCAUGUGAGCUCACAGAGGUUCCCUCCAGUGCCUUCUCGAUAUGUAAAGUCCUCCAGAAGAAAGUGUUAAUUCUUCACGCAAAUGACCUGAGGUCACUUGUUCCUAAAGGUUGCUGCAUUGGUGCCUUAGCAACUUUAAAGGUGUUGGACCUUCAUGAAAAUAAGCUCACAUCUCUUCCUGAUGACAUUGGGCAGCUUUUGUCCUUACAGGUGCUGAAUGUAGAGAAGAAUCGAUUAAAACAGCUGCCGGACUCUAUAGGAGAUCUACGGCAUCUACAGACGCUUAAUGUGAAAGAGAACAGCCUUACUGUCAUUCCUGUGUCUGUGGGACACAUGAGCAGCCUGCGUACACUGGACAUAAGCGAGAACAGCAUUAGAGAAUUACCGAAAGAGCUGGCCAGUGUUCGCACUUUGGAAAGCCUGAUCCUGGACGCACAGGUUAUGAGAUAUCCACCUGCGUCAGUGUGCACCGCCGGCACAGAGGAAGUGCAGCGCUACCUCUGCUCAGAGAUGGGUCUGGAGUAUUGCCCUCCAUCUCAGUAUCUCCUGCCUGUGCUGGAGCAUGAUGGAGGGAAGCAGGAGGUGGAUUGUGUUGAUGGUGAGGAGAAAGCCUGGCAGAGCAAAUUCAUGGACUAUGAGAAAAGAAAGGAGCAGAAACAGCUGGAAAAGUUGACCUUUGAGAAAGAUCUUGAAGAGAAACAGAGAGAGCACACUCAGCUCUUCCUCCUCAACAACUCCCGCAAAGAGGAUGUCUUGCUGUCUGUCAAACUGGAGCAGCAGCGGUUGGAGUUAGGUGUGUCUCAGCAGCAGAAGACCCAGGAAACAGAGAGGCAGAAAAUACUGGAUAAAGUACGUCAGGCAGAGAGCAGUGUCAUGAGUCGCAUCUCUGACCUCUUGCUUGAUAACAAACGCCAGGCAAAGAGCGCCGAGUUUCUGCAAGCUCUGGAGGAAGACCGUAUACGAAUGGAACACCUUACUGCCAUCACACAUGAUGAAGCCAACUCUCUUAGGAAGAAGGAAGUGGCAAGUGCCAUGCAGAGGAUGCUGUCAGAGAGCUACUCUUUAAGGUUACUGCAGGAGGCCAGGGAAGCCAAGACACAGAUUCUGGUGUCAGAGACCUGCAGGAGUUUGGACUAUAUGGAUAAGAAGUUUGACCAAGUGUUGUCCCUGCAGCAGCUAGACAAAAGCAAAGCCAUUAGUCAGAUCCUUCAAGAGGAGGAAAUGCAGAAGGCCGCCUUUGAAGCUCUCCAACUCCAGAAGGACAGUGUGCAUGCUUAUAUCCGUAAUCAGAUUAAACUCAUAGAGGCAGAGUUAAUGCAGCUGACAAAGCUGGAGGUUAAGAGGAGGAAUUUGGACACUGAGAACCUGCAGGAGGUGCUGGCUGACCAGAGGACUGCUCUGAGUGACCUGCUGCAGGAGUUACUCAAACAAAAGGACCAAAGGGAGGAGGAGCUCAGGAUGGUUUUGGUGGAGAUGGACCAGAAAAGUGAUUCGAAUCAGCAGAACUACUGGAUGAUCCAGUAUCAGAGGCUCCUGGACGCCAAACCUCUGUCUCUGCGGAUGCAGGAAGCAGCUGUGGAUGGGGAUCUGGGGAAUCUGCUGUGUAAACUCUCUGCUCAACACUACCUGCCAGUCAUAGCUCACCACAGAAUCACUGCCGAGGCCUUGCGACACAUGACCUCCAAAGACCUUAGGAAGUUGGGGAUUAAUGAGGUUGGUGUCCAGAAAGCUCUUCUCCACUGGGCCAAAGAACGCACUCUGUCUGACCCAUUUCCUAAAACGGCAAAAGAGAUGCAGGAAGCUGGUCCAUCCGCUCCAAGUGCCCCGCUUCAACAUCAGCUCACUCCUCCACUGACCCCCAACACCCCCCUCACCCCCACAAGUCCUGAUAGAUUCAGCAGUUCUGAGUGUGUGGUCUGCAUGGAACAUGAGUCACAGGUGAUCUUUCUGCCGUGUGGCCAUGUAUGCUGUUGUCAGACUUGCAGCAGUGCUCUGCAGUCCUGCCCUCUGUGCCGUGGCUCUAUAUCUCAGCGUGUCCGUCUUUACCACGGCUGAAGCCGGUCAGGAUCAUACGUCAUGUGUCGCUGUUGUUCCUUCCUCCCAUUUGCUGCAUGAAAUCGUAGUAUGUGAACCUUCAAGCACUUUAGAAGUCCAACUUCCACUCCAACUUCAACUAACCAAUCAAAAAAUAGCUUAUACAGCAUGACAUUUGUCCAAUGGGAAGUUUUAUGGUUCAUCAUAAUCGUGUCAGAUUCCAAGAAAUUAACAACUACAAAGUAUUAGUAACUCAAACCUAAUAGGAGUAGAUAUAUUAUAAUGACUGUUGAGCUUUAGUAUCAUCCUUGAUGUAUUACUAUAAUCACUUGAGCCUCUUCUGUAUUUGGUGUCAACUCAACGCCCCUCUCUCACUACAUUUGAAAUAUCUGCAUGUUCUCUAUAGUAAAGCUAAAUCUUCAUUCACUCACCACAGUCCCCCGCAUGCCCUGUCCUCCAUGUAAUUCUAGCAUCAUCGCAGUACAGUAAGACCAAAUUUAUCACCAAUCAGGGAUGUUCACAUCAAGAAGAGACAUCACAGAGGAACUAUUUAAUUCGAGUCAUUAUCAGAACAAUUUUUUCCUACUGAUAAACACCAAUCAGAAUCUGCUCUGACUUGAGCAUUUAAAGUGGAAGCUGACGUAACUACAGCGCACUUAUAUUAAACAGAACGCUGCCCACUGUUGGUGUGGAUGCUAAUACAGUUACGGUUAAAGUUAUCUUCAUCCUCUCUGUUCUCUGUGUGAAUGGGCCUUUACCCUGCAAUGCCAGUAGUGGGUAUUUUAAUACUUCAAUUAUGUUAAAGUAAUUUUUAAUUUUUAUUUUUAAUGUCAGACUUAAAUUUUCAGUAUAAAUGUGACUCUUUGAAUAAAUUUUAAUUUACAGAACACAGCCUUAUAAAGGCUUCAUUUUGAACUGACUUUGCAACACAGCAUAAUUGGAAAUUAUAGGUUGAAGCUGAAACCUUUCUGAAAGCACUGUACUUGCAACAUAACGCUCCAAACGUUCAUCCUAACAAAUGCACUAUCAGUCCUUUUAUACUGUCGACUAUCCAGUUUCAGGAACUAGAAGUAUUGCGCACACACGCAAUAGUGUGUCCUAAAUCUGUGUACUUCUUUUAACCUCUCUUCAUCUAAGUGCUCUUAAAUGCAAGUCUGCUUCUCACUGAACAUGCACAGAAUGAAAAAAGAACUUAAUCUGUCUGUAAACAGAACCAAAUUCAUUUCAUUUCUUAUUUCAGGAAAGGAGCUUUAAGUGUUUAUCAGCAUGUUACAUCACAUCACAAACUUUAAAUCCGAGUUCUUUGUGUGAUAGUUAUGCUGAAUGGAUCAGACUGGACAAAUAUUAUUUUAUUUGCUGUGCAUCUGUGAUUUAAGAAAAAAAAACUAUGAAAGCAUCACAAUGCUAAGUAGAAUGUGUAAAAGGAGUUACUGUAGUAUAACCUACUCUCUGAUGGCAGGUUAUUAUUAAUUAUAUACACACUGUAGUAAUGACUGAUAAAGUUUCUGGUCAUUUUAUACAACACAAAUGACACUUUAUCUGUGAUGACAAAGUGAGAUUGUUACCUUCAUUUACAAUAUAUCUGCUGCCAUUUCAUUUUUUCCCUUGUUGUCUAUAUAUUCAAAAUAAAAUGUCAUUUUUUUUUAAGUGUUAUAACUGUACCCAACCAACCACAUCCGCUGAAGUGCUGCCUAUUCAUUUUUAAGUGUUAUCACACCCGUCAGAAAAAAUAAACAAUGCAAAAUAAACCUGUUAGACAAAA